Verticillium dahliae VdLs.17 is the source of this 5268-nucleotide messenger RNA. Its product is annotated as DNA-directed RNA polymerase II subunit RPB1. Gene Ontology annotation, cellular component: RNA polymerase II, core complex. The coding region runs from base 1 to 5268 and encodes 1755 amino acids. NCBI's taxonomy places the organism in Eukaryota, Fungi, Ascomycota, Sordariomycetes, Glomerellales, Plectosphaerellaceae. The transcript has 4 exons. Gene Ontology annotation, biological process: transcription by RNA polymerase II. The record is from RefSeq and is a predicted model, not a curated record. Gene Ontology annotation, molecular function: DNA binding.
AUGGCGAACCUCUACUUCACGCACUCAAGUGCGCCCGUCAAGACGAUUGAGGAGAUUCAGUUUGGCCUCAUGUCGCCCGAACAGAUCAAGACGAUGAGUGUCUGUCACGUCAUCUACCCUGAGACGAUGGACGAGACGCGUACCAAGCCACGCGACAGCGGUCUCAACGAUCCUCUUCUCGGUUCCAUCGAUCGCCAGUUCAAGUGCAAGACGUGCACGCAAGCCAUGGGCGAAUGUCCUGGUCAUUUUGGUCACAUUGAGCUCGCCAAGGGCGUCUACCACCCGGGUUUCAUCAAGAAGGUCAAGAAGAUUCUUGAAAUCGUCUGCCUCGAGUGUUACAAGGUCUUGGGUGAUAGAAAUGAUCCUGAAUUCGAACAAGCUGUGAACACGAGAGACCCCAAGCAGCGCUUUCAUCGUGUCUGGCUUCAUUGCAAGAAGAAGAAGCGGUGCGAGAACGAGCUCAAAGAGGAGAAGGAUGGCCCCGAUUCUUUCCCGGAGCUGAGGAGACAGAACCAAGUCCCCCAUGAUGGUUGUGGCAACGUCAAGCACGACAUCCGCGCCAAAGCCCUUCAGCUCAUCGAGAAGGUUACGUCAACCACCGAAGACGGCGUCAAAGAUGUCAAGGAGGUCCCAAUCACGGCUGAUCGCGCCCACGGUAUUCUGCGUCGCAUCUCCGACGACGACCUGAGGGAUAUGGGUCUUAACCUCGACUACGCUCGCCCUGAGUGGAUGAUUAUCACCGUUCUCCCGGUCCCCCCUCCUCCUGUACGUCCCAGUAUUUCUAUGGACGGUACAGGCCAGGGUAUGAGGAACGAGGAUGAUUUGACCUACAAGCUUGGUGAUAUCAUUCGUGCCAACGGCAAUGUUCGACAGGCCAUCAGAGAAGCUUCGCCCGCUCAUAUUGCCAGAGACUUCGAGCAGCUCCUCCAAUACCACGUCGCCACAUACAUGGACAAUGACAUUGCUGGCCAACCACGCGCUCUUCAGAAGAGCGGACGUCCUGUCAAAGCCAUCCGAGCUCGUCUCAAGGGCAAGGAAGGUCGUCUACGAGGAAACUUGAUGGGUAAACGUGUCGACUUCUCAGCUCGUACUGUCAUCACUGGUGACGCCAACCUGUCCCUGGACGAGGUUGGUGUCCCCAGGAGUAUUGCCAGGACGUUGACGUACCCGGAGACCGUUACCCCUUACAACAUUGGCAAGCUGCACGAGCUGGUGCAGAACGGGCCAAACGAGCACCCCGGCGCAAAGUAUGUCAUUCGCACAGACGGUACAAGAAUUGACUUGCGGCAUCACCGACGUGCUGGGCAGAUCUCGCUCGAGUACGGCUGGAAGGUGGAGCGUCAUCUCAUGACUGGUGAUUAUAUCAUCUUCAAUCGUCAGCCGUCACUUCACAAGGAGUCCAUGAUGGGUCACAGGGUUCGUGUCAUGCCCUACUCGACCUUCAGACUGAACCUGUCAGUCACAUCGCCUUACAACGCUGAUUUCGAUGGUGACGAGAUGAACCUUCACGUCCCGCAAAGCGAAGAAACUCGCGCCGAAAUCAAAGAGCUUUGCAUGGUCCCCAUCAACAUUGUCUCUCCGCAGCGAAACGGUCCCCUCAUGGGUAUUGUCCAGGACACGCUGGCUGGUGCCUACAAACUCUGCCGCCGUGACGUCUUCCUCACCAAGGAGGAGGUCAUGAACAUCAUGCUGUGGGUCCCCAACUGGGAUGGUAUCAUUCCCGUUCCAGCUAUCCUCAGGCCUAGCCCUCGAUGGACAGGAAAGCAGAUUAUGAGCAUGGCCAUUCCUGAGAUUGUCAGUCUCAACAGCUUACCCGACACAAAGGAGGACAACUCUGUCAAGGACGAGGGUCUCCUGAUUCAGUCCGGUCAGCUCAUGUAUGGUCUCCUCACCAAGAAGGUCAUUGGCGCUGCCAGUGGUGGUAUCGUCCAUAUUGUCUACAACGAGCACGGCCCAGAAGCUGCGAUGAAGUUCCUUAACGGCGUUCAACAGACUGUCAACUACUGGCUGCUCCACAACGGUUUCAGUAUCGGCAUCGGUGAUACUAUUCCUGAUACCCUUACCAUUGAAAAGGUCCAGGGCCACAUCGAUGAACAAAAGGACGAAGUCGCCCGCCUCACCAAGCAGGCCACAAACAACGAGCUCGAGCCUUCUCCCGGUAUGAACAUUCGAGAGACCUUUGAGAGCAAGGUCUCGCGAGCUCUCAACACAGCUCGUGACAAGGCAGGUACCACAACGCAGAAGAGUCUGAAGGAUCUCAACAACGCCGUCACUAUGGCUCUGUCAGGCUCCAAGGGUUCGUCCAUCAACAUUUCGCAGAUGACUGCGCUGGUCGGUCAGCAAAUCGUCGAGGGAAAGCGUAUUCCUUUCGGCUUCAAGUACCGCACUCUGCCUCACUUCACCAAGGAUGAUUACUCUCCUGAAGCCCGCGGUUUCGUUGAGAACUCGUACCUCCGUGGCCUCACUCCUAGCGAAUUCUUCUUCCACGCCAUGGCUGGUCGUGAGGGUCUUAUUGAUACUGCUGUGAAGACUGCCGAGACGGGUUACAUCCAGCGUCGUCUCGUGAAGGCGCUUGAGGACGUUAGCGCCAAGUACGAUGGCACGGUCCGUAACUCGCUUGGCGAUAUCAUUCAGUUCCUUUACGGUGAAGAUGGUCUCGACGCCAUUUACAUCGAGAAGCAACGCAUGGACUUCCUCAACAUGUCCAACAAGAAGUUCGACGACCGUUACAAGCUCGAUGUCAUGGAUGCCAACAAACCCGAGGAACUCGACUGGCUUGAAUAUGGCAACGAGAUUGCCGGUGACCCCGCCUCUCAGCAGCUUCUAGACGAAGAAUACGAGGCCUUGGCCGAAGACCGCAGGGUCGUUCGAGAGAUCAACUUCCGCAGGAAGGACGACGAGUCGAUGCAGCUGCCGCUCAACAUUGUUCGCAUCAUGGAGACAGCAAAGAAGCUCUUCAACGUCCAGGACUUCCAGCGCAGUGACUUGACGCCGCAGGACGUCAUCCCGGCCGUCGCGUCUAUGCUCGACAGGAUGACUGUGGUUCGUGGUCAGGAUGGUCUCUCUAAGGAGGCUGACUACAAUGCCACCAUCCUUUUCAAGGCUCAUAUGCGUUCGCGCCUUGCAUUCAAGCGCGUUGCUUGUCUUCAGCGCCUCAACAAGCUGGCCUUCAACCACGUUCUCGGUGAGCUUGAAGGUCGCUGGGCCAAGGCGUCUAUCAGCCCUGGUGAGAUGGUCGGUGUCCUGGCAGCCCAGUCCAUUGGUGAGCCCGCGACGCAGAUGACGCUGAACACUUUCCAUUUCGCCGGUGUGUCGUCCAAGAACGUUACGCUCGGUGUGCCUCGUCUCAAGGAGAUUCUUAACCUGGCACAAAACAUCAAGACACCUUCCAUGGUUGUCUACCUGAGCGAGGGCAACGCCACCCAGGAGGCUGCCAAGGCUCUCCGCAGCACUGUCGAGCACACCACUUUGCGCUCCGUUACUGCCAUGACUGAAAUUUACUACGACCCCGACCUCGAGAACACAGUGAUUCCCUCUGAUACCGACAUGGUGGAAUCUUACUGGGCUAUUCCCGAUGACUCUCACGAAUCGGCGAACCUGCAGAAUAGGUGGCUGCUACGUAUCACGCUCGAUCGCCAGAAGAUGCUCGACAAGGAAUUGACGGUCGAGGAUGUCGCAUCGCGCAUCAAGGCGGAUUACCCCAACGACUGCAACCUUGUUUUCAGUGACAACAACGCAGAUGAGCAGGUUAUUCGCAUCCGUACCAUUAAACCCGACAAGGGAGGUGACGACGAGAGCAAGGUGGAGGACGAUGUCAUGCUGAAGCAAUUCGAGACCCAUCUGCUCGACACCCUGACCCUUCGUGGUGUCCUGGGCAUUGAGAGAGCCUUCUUGAACAAGGAGACCAAGCUCAUUGAGACUGAUGAUGGUGCGCUGUUGGCGGCCAAGGCGGACGACAGGUGCCAGGAAUGGUACCUCGACACGUCUGGUACUUCGCUCAGCUCUGUUCUCAUGGUGGAGGGAGUUGACGCCACGCGCACAUACACCAACCACCUUUGGCAGAUCAACGAGGUGUUUGGUAUUGAAGCGGCCCGAGGCGCGCUGGUUCGUGAGUUGACACAGGUGCUCGCUUUCGACGGUUCUUACGUCAACCAUCGCCAUCUUGCGCUCCUUGUCGAUGUCAUGACCUACCGUGGUGGCAUCUCUGCAGUCACCCGCCACGGUAUCAACCGUGCCGAUACUGGUGCGCUCAUGCGUUGUUCGUUCGAGGAGACUGUCGAGAUUCUGCUGGAGGCUGCCGCCGUCGGCGAACUUGACGACUGCCGUGGUAUUUCUGAGAACGUCAUGCUGGGACAGAUGGCCCCCAUGGGCACUGGCCACUUUGAGGUUCUUCUUGAUCCCAAGAUGCUUGAGACGGUCAUCAGUGACAACUCGAGAAUGGGUCUCGUGCCCGGCAUGCCUGUCAAGGGUGGUGAGAUGGGAGGUGCGGCCACGCCUUAUGACACUGGUUCGCCUCUGGACUCUGGUUAUCUGUCUCUGGGCUCGCCCUCCUCCAACGAGGGCAACUUCUCUCCCAUUGUGGGUGCUGGCUCGGAUGACAACACUGGUUUUGGCACCGAAUACGGCGGAACCUAUGGCGGUUUCGGUGGUGCCAGUCCUGGCCGAGCGGGAGCUACCAGCCCGUUCACCACGUCACCGACUUCGCCAUUCAGCAGCUUCGCUGGUGCAGGUGGCUACUCGCCAACCUCUCCGGGUGGCGGUUACUCGCCCACGUCGCCGCUCAUGGACGGAGGUGCUCGCUACGCGACCUCGCCACAGUUCAGCCCGUCCUCGCCUUCGUUCUCUCCUACGUCGCCGGUACACCGCCCGACGAGCCCCGCCAGUCCCAACUACAGCCCGACCUCACCGAGCUACUCACCGACGUCUCCCACGUCUCCGAGGCACUACUCGCCGACCUCUCCUGCGCAGUUCAACUCACCGACAUCGCCCAGCUACUCGCCUGCUAGUCCCAGCUACAGCCCGACGUCGCCCAACCUUCACGGCGCGGGACCUACCUCGCCGUCGUACUCGCCCGCAUCGCCGUCGUGGUCCCCCACGUCGCCGGAACACUCGUACUCACCCACGAGCCCGAGCUUCCAACGGCCGGCGAUGCAGCAGUCACCGACGAGCCCCAACUACUCCCCAACUUCUCCUUCUUUCUCCCCUAGAACCCCUGGUCCCUCGGGCUCCGGCAACCAAUACUCUCCUAAUUCCCCCACCAACGACUGA